GCGGGGCGUGGGCGCACCGAGACGCGGACGUCUGUCAGCCGGAGUCCGUUGCUGCGGGUCUGAGGUGGGGACGGCAGCUCCCGGCCGCCGCCAUGCCGUACUACGGCUCGGAGGAGACGGUGAAGGAGCUCCGGCGGGCCUUGUCCAACCCCGCCAUCCAGGCGGACAAGCUGAGGUACCGGAACCUGGUGCUGCGGGUGAUCCGCUACAUGACCCAGGGGCUGGACGUGUCCGCUCUCUUCAUGGAGAUGGUGAAGGCCAGCGCCGCCGUGGAUAUCGUCCAGAAGAAGCUGGUCUAUUUGUACAUGUGUACGUACGCUGCUCUGAAGCCCAACCUGGCACUGCUGGCCAUCAACACACUGCGGAAGGACAGCACUGACCCCAACCCUAUGGUCAGGGGACUUGCCCUGAGGAGCAUGUGUAGUCUCAGAAUGCCUGGCAUAAGUGAAUAUAUUCAGCAGCCUGUGCUAAAUGGAUUGAGAGACAAGGCAUCCUAUGUCAGACGGGCAGCGGUCCUGGGUUGUGCUAAAAUGCAGAAUUUUCAGGGAGACACAGAAGUUGAUGGGGCAAUGGUAAAUGAACUGUAUGCAAUGUUGCGAGACUCUGACCCCAUUGUCAUGGUGAACUGCUUGAGAGCAUUGGAAGAAAUCUUGAAACGUGAAGGAGGUGUGGUCAUCAACAAACCAAUAGCACAUCACCUUUUAAACAGAAUGAAAGACCUGGAUCAUUGGGGUCAGAGUGAAGUGCUGACAUUCCUAGUUCGCUAUAAGCCCCGAACUGAAGAUGAAGUGUUUGCUGUUCUGAACGUGCUCGAUGGUUUUCUCAAGAGCAGCCAGCCCAAUGUUGUCAUGGCAACCACCAAACUUUUCCUCCUCCUUGCUGAAGACUUUCCCAACGUACAGACAGAUGUUCUAGAACGGAUCAAAGGGCCAUUGUUGACUAUUUGCACCUCUGAGUGCCACGAGCUGUGUUUCCUCGGCCUGUGUCAUGCACGGGAGAUCCUCCGCAGCUUACCCAGGCACUUCAGUGGUCACUACAAGAAAUUCUACUGCACAUACUCCGAACCAAAUUACAUCAAAUAUCAGAAGAUGGAGAUCUUGCGGGAUCUGGUAAAUGAUGAGAAUGUCCAGCAGAUACUUGAAGAGUUUCAGACCUACUGCACUGAUGUUUCUGUAGAACUGGCCCAGAUGGCCAUUUUAAACAUAGGACGAAUUGCACGGACCUACAAUGAAAAGUGUGUGGUUAUUUUGAAGGAACUGCUGGGCUUGAAGCAGGAACACAUUACCUCAGCUGUCAUUCAGACAUUUCGUGACCUGGUAUGGCUGUGUCCCGCUUGUACAGUGACUGUGUGUGAAGCACUACCAGGAUGUGAGGAAUACAUCAAAGAUGGUGAGGGGAAGCAGGCUCUGAUCUGGCUGCUUGGUGUGCACGGUGAGCACGUGCCCAAUGCUCCUUACGUAUUGGAGGAAUUUGUGGACAAUGUGAAAAUGGAGAUCUCUGCAGCCGUGAAGCUGGAGUUGCUGACAGCCAUGGUGCGCAUGUUUGUGUCCCGGCCAGCUGAAUGUCAAGACAUCUUGGGCAGACUACUGCAUCAUGUUAUUGAAGAAGAACUCGAUAUGGUUGUGCGUGAUCGUGGGUUAUUGUACUAUCGGUUACUUCAGCAAGGUGUUGAAGAGGUCAAGAAAAUAGUUUGUGGGCCAAGAUCAGAUCCAUCCUUGGGUGUAAUCAGUGGCCAAGCCAAUGAGCCAAUCAAUGCCUGGGCAAAAGACUUUAACACAUUGAUACCAAUCUAUGGUUGGGAACACUGGAAUUGUAUAAUGGCACAGAAGGCAAAUUCCUUUGGAAAUCUACAGAUGCCAGAAAUAACCUAUGAGAAAGACUCAAACCCAGAACACAGUGAAGAGUUGGUCAUGGAUGCUGAAUCUGUCUGCUUGGAAAGCAGUGCCCAGCUUUCACCAGAGCAGUUUGAGGAGUACUGGACGUGCCUGGAAGAUGCUAAGGUUGUGACUGUGGACUGGCAGAAGGAGCCAUGCCCUGAUACCAUCCAGGCUGCCUUUCAGAUUGUUCAUAUUCACUCUAUUGCAAUCAGCCGAGCAGGAGCACAGCCCUGGAAAGCCUACCUGUUUGCCCGAAACGAGACUGGAUCUGUAUUUUUAACAGAACUGUUAAUUGACAUGAGCAGAACGAGUUUACAAAUUACUGUUAAACAGAAGAAUAGUAGUGAAGGGUUACUCAGCAGCUUCAUUGCUGUUAUUAGAUCGGUGUUGCAGACCCUGGGCAAAUCUGAAAAUGUUGAAGAUGUUUCACUAGUAACACAAGAGCAACACUCUCCUCACUGAGAUUAAAGUCUUUUUGUUAUCCCAUUGCUGUCGCAAACUACAUUGGUGGAUAAAAAUAAAUUGUUUCUAUCAGCAGAUAUAACUGGA
Hypanus sabinus (Atlantic stingray) is the source of this 2426-nucleotide messenger RNA. RefSeq names its product adaptor related protein complex 4 subunit beta 1 (gene ap4b1). Gene Ontology annotation, cellular component: membrane coat; clathrin adaptor complex. The record is from RefSeq and is a predicted model, not a curated record. Gene Ontology annotation, biological process: intracellular protein transport; vesicle-mediated transport. The coding region runs from base 93 to 2339 and encodes 748 amino acids. NCBI's taxonomy places the organism in Eukaryota, Metazoa, Chordata, Chondrichthyes, Myliobatiformes, Dasyatidae. Gene Ontology annotation, molecular function: clathrin binding. The transcript has 9 exons.